Ahaetulla prasina is the source of this 4571-nucleotide messenger RNA. RefSeq names its product coagulation factor II thrombin receptor like 2 (gene F2RL2). The transcript is spliced from 2 exons. Gene Ontology annotation, molecular function: thrombin-activated receptor activity. Gene Ontology annotation, cellular component: membrane. Bases 885 to 2048 code for a protein of 387 amino acids. Lineage: Eukaryota; Metazoa; Chordata; Lepidosauria; Squamata; Colubridae. Gene Ontology annotation, biological process: phospholipase C-activating G protein-coupled receptor signaling pathway; blood coagulation; positive regulation of Rho protein signal transduction. The record is from RefSeq and is a predicted model, not a curated record.
AACUAGCCCACAGAAAGUUGAGGUAACAAGUCGACUCCAAAAUUAAGGCAAAUUUGAUAUAAAGACAGAAGUCUCCCAAAUGGAAGACCAGUUAUAUCUUUCAGUUAUUUUCAUAUUUUAGCUUCUUAAGGAUAAUUCGGAGAAUAUUUUAUAUACACCAGCUCUUAGACUGGAAUACAGCCCCAUGUCUAAAGAUGUGACCAAUGGAUGCAUCUACAGUUCAAAGAAUUGCAUCCUCUUUUAACAGUCUGUUCGUCCUUUGUGCCAAGAACAAAUUCCUUAUUAAAAUGCUAUAAAAUUAUUUUUACAAUCCAUUUGAUUCUGCAGUUCAUUCUCCCAGACAUAUACAAUUUUGUUAAAAUGUAUUGUUUGCUUGCUAGAUAAUGUUACGUGACUUUAGCUACGACUUCUCUUUCCAGUUGUAAAUAAGGGUUACCAAAUCGGGUUACCAAAUCUGGACUGUAAAAAUCCAAUCAACUACUAGAAGACAGCAGAAGGCUUUUAUGUUUUUGCCCUUCAUGUCUGGUAACUCUAUGUUCCAAUGAAAAUGUAAGGAGACACUGUAAAAUGUAAACAAAUGUUUUUAAAUUCAGUCACUAUUUGUACAAAAUAAUUAUUUCACUCUCUACUAACAGUACUUCAAGAGUUAAUUCUUGUCUGUGUUGAUUGGAAGUUUAAGCAGUCACGCCCACUUCCGCAUUCUGAUGCAUCAUACCCUUCUCACUACAAGAAAAAGAACAAAUCAGCUAUUUUCUGCAAAAUUGCUACAGAGGAUGAGUAAAUAGAUCUGAUGCUCUGAGCUCUUUUCACUAAAAUGGGGAUUAAGCAAGACUCUACAAGUUAAAAUGCCUAUUGUAGAAAAUUAAGAAUUGAUCACGGCUACAAUGAAAACUUGGCUCCUAUUGACAACUGGAUUGUUCUAUCUGUCCUUCUGUUUGUGCCGGAAAGGAAACAAGUGUGGCAACAGCAGCUUGAACUUUCAAUAUGAUAAAUCACUCCCCAUUAGGACUUUCUAUGGCACUCCGCAAGGCAUGUAUGAGCCAAUACCUAUUUCCGCCCUAGAUGGACUGACAAAGCCCAAUCACAAAAAAGAAAAGUGUCCUACGGAAAUAUCCAACAUCUCAUCAUUGAAAGUAAAUAAUAUCACCAUGGAGUACCUUACUAGCUCACUGAGUGUGAAGAUGUUACCAGCUAUAUACAUAGCUGUUGUCUUAAUAGGAGUACCAGCCAAUGUUGUAACACUGUGGAUGCUGUUUUUCAGAAUCAGAUCAGUCCGUACUGCCAUAUUCUACACAAAUUUGGCUAUUUCGGAUUUCCUUUUCUGUAUUAUGCUGCCAUUCAGAAUUGCAUACCACCUGAAUGGCAAUAACUGGAUAUUUGGAGAAGCAAUGUGUCGAAUCAUGACUGUCAUCUUCUAUGGAAAUACGUACUGCUCCACCCUGCUUCUCACUGGUAUCAGCAUCAGCCGUUACAUGGCCAUUGUUCACCCGUUUACCUUUAGGACUCUACCUAAAAAGUUCUUAGCUACUUUAACUUGUGGUGUGGUAUGGACGGUUGUUUUUUUAUAUAUGUUGCCUUUGAUAAUCAUGAAACAAAGCUAUCAUCUGGACCAGCUAAAUAUCAUUACCUGCCAUGAUGUUUUUAAUGUUUGUGAAACCAUGCUCCCUUUCCAACACUACUACUUUAUCUUCCUUGCAGUAUUUGGAUUUAUGUUUCCACUUUGCAUUGUUAUUUUUUGUUACAUUUCCAUUAUUCAAACACUCAAGGCUUAUGAACAAAAGUGGUUCUGGUACAUCAAAAUUAGUCUUCUUGUCCUCAGCAUUUUUGCUAUUUGUUAUACUCCCAGCAAUGUUAUACUGAUUGCUCAUCAUCUGAAUUAUUAUUACAGUUCCAAAGAUAAUUUGUAUUUCUUUUAUCUGAUUGCUUUAUGUCUAAGCAGCCUGAAUAGUUGUCUUGAUCCUUUUCUUUAUUUUCUGAUGUCCAAAGUCAAUGAUAAUACCAAGACCUAUCUCACCAUGGUUAAAAUAGCUCAAGAAGAAAAAACAUGACACGUCUCCCAUGAUAUUUGAAAAAGUUACAGAUACAUAAUUUUUUGACAAUAUUAUCUAUUAAGACUUCUAUUUUUAUAAUGUCAAACAUCAAAUUUCAUGCAAAUACUUAAUUCAUAUUUAUACCACUGGGAAAAAUGUUUCAUUCACAGGGUUAAAAGUUACACUUUUAGCUUGGUUUGAUCAUGUUUUGGUUGUAGUGUAUCUUCAUAAUUGACAACAAAAAAUAAAUAACCCUGGACUUUUUCUUGCAGCAAUGAGUGAUUCUUUAAAUUUAAGCAAUGUUAUAUUUCUAACAAAUCUCAAAAAAUAUUUUACAUUAUGAUUUAAUGUUUAGUUUUAAUGAUUAGUUAGCUAAAUUUGAAUGCUAUUAAUUAUCAGAUUUCUUAACGAAUCUUCAACUUGUUGACCAAUUUGGUAUUUAAUCCUUUUAAAAAAAAUCAAUAAGGUAAUAAUAUACACACACACUUCAUUUAAGCAUCAAAGCUUCUGGUUACACAAACAUUUGGAAAGUGAAGGCUUUAAGAGCCUUUCAUGCUCUGAGUCCCAGUGGAAGGCCUUUGUGUAUUACAGGAGGUUAGACUACGUGAUCUCCAAGGUCCCUUCCAACUCUGUUAUUCUGUUAGUCCAGCUGCAUCAAGCCCUGAAGGAUGUAGGUCUCAAAAUUCUUUGACAAGUGGUUAAGUUCAAUGCAGCCAUGUCGCAAGAAAAUCAGUCUUCUAAAUGAUUUGUACAGCCUUAGUUGCUCCUGGUUUAUGGGCAUUUCCCAAAUUGCAUUGCUAAACUGGAAGAUUGCAUGUAGUGCUUCACAUAAUAGCAGCUAGACAAUAUGAAAAACAUAUGACACCUAUCCUGCGCAGACUGCACUGGCUACCUGUGGCCUUCCGGGUGCGCUUCAAGGUGUUGGUAACCACCUUUAAAGCGCUCCAUGGCAUAGGGCCGGGUUAUCUACGGGACCGCCUACUGCUACCGAAUACCUCUCACCGACCUGUGCGCUCUCACAGAGAGGGACUCCUCAGGGUGCCGUCAGCUAGACAGUGUCGUCUGGCGACGCCCAGGGGAAGGACCUUCUCUGUGGGGGCUCCCACCCUCUGGAACGAACUCCCCCCAGGACUCCGUCAACUUCCGGACCUCCGAACCUUCCGUCGCGAGCUCAAGACGCAUUUAUUCAUUUGUGCAGGACUGGCUUAGAUUUUAAAUUUAGAUUUUAAAUUUAUAGAUUUUUAAACUCACAGGGGUUUAAAUUUGGUUUUAAGAUUUAUAUUUAUAUUUUUAAUAUUUGGCAUUAGAAUAAGUUUUUUAAUAGUUAUUUUAAUUGUAUAUAAAUGUUUUAUGUGCCUGUGAACCGCCCUGAGUCCUUCGGGAGAUAGGGCGGUAUACAAAUUUGAAUAAAUAAAUAAAUAAAUAAUAAAUAAAUAAUAAACCAGAGUUGUGCAUAAUCUAAGCCCUAGAAUGGGAUGUGGCUUUCAAAUGUUUUGAAUAUGCCCCCAAAUAUUAGCUGAAAUACUGUAGAUACCAAAUUGUCUCAAAGGUGCUUUUUAGAAAGGCAACCGGACUAUGUUUUUUCCCCUUGAAGAAAAAAAAGAUGUUUUGCUUCUCAUACAAGAAACUUUAUCAGUUCUGGCUAGAUGUUGGGGUGGGGUGUGUGGAAAUGCAAGAAUUAGUUCAGACUAAUCUAUCUGUUAUGCGACAACCAUGAUCUGGAUGACUGACACUCUCCAUAGAUGAUAUCAAAUUAUAAUCUUUAAUGUGACAUGAGGAAAAAAACUAUUGUGCAUGUAACAUAUUAACUAUAUUUUAGCUAAAUUUAAAUAUAAAUGAAAUAAAAAUUAGCUUUUGCUCUGGUCCUACAGCAACACCCACCCGUGUAAUUAAGAAAAUAAAAAAUUAAUAGUGAUUCUACUUUUGCAUCAUAGGACUGCAGGAUAGGACAGCUACAUUUCAUAAGUGUGCAGAACAGGAAAAGCUACAGGACAGCUAUAUUUCAUAAUUGUGCAACUGUUUUCAUGCUUUCACAAUAUUAUGUGAUUAUUUUCUCAUUAUGUAGAUAGGCAUGGGUAUAAAGCAGGGUUGCAUUAUGUGUAAGAUUACAAACUGCCCAAUCUCAGAUCACAACCAUAACCUAAGCAUUUUUCUGUUAUAGAAUGUAACAUCCAUAAAGAUGCAAGGAAUUUGUUAGUAACCCCCAAAUCCAUUGUGCAAAUUAAAAAUCCAAUCCUAAGAAUUUCAUUAAAAUUGUUUUACUAUAAAUACAAAUAAUAUAAAUAUUAUAAAUACUAUAAUAGUAUUUAAACAAUGCAUAACAGAGCUUCAAAUUCAUUAUUAAGACAAUUAGAACUUUGAAAAUGUCAAGCUGAGGACAAUUCAUAGUUCCCUAGCACCCCAAAACUCCACAGAAUAUGCAGAAACAAAAUGUUUUGCCUACAUUUUGAGAGAGAGGGAUUAUAGGGAAUUUACAUCUUCCUGAGAUGCCAUCAGCAUAUUGUAAUAAAUAAUUGCAAUGCAUAUAUAUAGGAAUUACAA